UGCGGCUACUAGAAUUAAAUUCAACAAGUCGACUACUGUUAAAUUAUUAAAACAAUAAAAGUCAACUGAGGACAAUAAAAAUCCACUCACUUGGAAAUACUUAGGCAUAACAAGUAAUGUCCCAAGUUCUUAAGUCACGUGAAAUGGAAUGACAUUAAAAAAAAACAAUGACAAGUUUGUUGUCAAACGUCCACGAAGGCGCUGAAAUUAAAUUUUCUUCGGGAAACAAUCAUUUAGUUUCUGGAAAAUAUGAAUAUUACCAUUAUUUAUGUGAUGGAUUUGAUGAUAGGGGCUGGGGAUGUGGUUACAGAACAUUACAAACGCUAUGUUCCUGGAUGAACCAGAAUUACCAGAUAAGUGUAGAGGUUCCAUCUAUCAGACAGAUUCAAGAGAUUUUGAUUGACCUGGAAGACAAACCUAGAUCAUUUUUAGGUUCUAGGCAAUGGAUUGGCAGUUUUGAGGUGUGUUUAGUGAUAGACAAGCUAUAUGACAUCCCAUGUAAAAUAAUCCACGUAAACAAAGGAGAUAACUUAAACACCAUAGUGGACACUUUGAAGACCCAUUUUGAGAUGUUCGGGAGUCCUAUUAUGAUGGGUGGAGAUGUUGACUGCUCUUCGAAGGGCAUCAUGGGAAUUCAUACUGACAAUUCUGAAGCAAGUCUUUUGAUUGUGGACCCACACUAUGCGGGAAAGGAGCAGACCAAAGAAUUCCUACAGAACAAGGGCUGGGUGAAAUGGCAGCCACUUAAAGACUUCUUGAGCUCCUCUUUCUAUAAUCUAUGUCUGCCACAAGCUAAGUCUAAAACUAUUAUCUAAUACAUAUGUUUAAUUUAUUCACAGAUAAAUAAAACGUGUUUUGAAAAA
Molecule: messenger RNA, 863 nt
Organism: Cydia pomonella (codling moth)
Lineage: Eukaryota; Metazoa; Arthropoda; Insecta; Lepidoptera; Tortricidae
Gene: Ufsp1
Exons: 4
Coding region: 168-815 (215 amino acids)
Source: RefSeq, a predicted model, not a curated record